AUGCCCGCAGCUUUACCAACCGUGACGGUUCAAAACGGGAACGGCGCCUCUGUCGCGCUCCCGGAAGUUUUCACUUCGCCGAUCAGACCUGAUAUCGUCAAUGCCGUGCACACCGGAUUGAACAAAAACUCGCGUCAAGCGUACGCCGUCUCCUUGGAAGCGGGUCACCAAACCGCCGCAGAGUCCUGGGGUACCGGUCGCGCCGUGUCUCGUAUCCCGCGUGUUCCGGGUGGUGGUACUCACCGCGCCGGUCAAGGGGCCUUCGGUAACAUGUGUCGUGGUGGUCGCAUGUUCGCGCCGACCAAGACGUGGAGAAAGUGGCACCGCAAGGUGAACUUGAAGGAGAAGCGCUACGCCGUGUGCUCCGCGUUGGCGGCGUCGGCGGUGCCGGCGUUGUUGAUGGCGAGAGGUCACAGAGUCGAAAACGUGCCGGAAGUGCCGUUAGUGUUGGACGAUUCCUGCGAAGGUACGACCAAGACGAGCGAGGCGAUUAAGAUUUUGAAGGCGUGCGGCGCGUUUGACGACAUCGAAAGAGUCAAGGCGUCCAGAGCCGUCAGAGCGGGUAAGGGUAAGAUGCGUAACCGCAGAUACGUCCAACGUAAAGGUCCGUUAGUUGUAUACGCGAACGAUUCGGGUAUGACCAGAGCGUUUAGAAACAUUCCGGGCGUUGAGUUGUGCUCGGUUGACAGACUCGGUUUGUUGUCUUUGGCGCCGGGGGGUCACUUGGGUAGAUUUAUCAUCUGGACGAAGAGCGCGUUUGAAAAGUUGGACGGUGUCUUUGGCACCAAGGCGCAAGCCAGUUCCUCCAAGAAGGGAUGGAAGCCCCCGGCGCACAUCAUGACGCAACCGGAUUUGAGCAGACUCAUCAACUCUGACGAAAUCCAAUCCGUCGUCAACGCUCCGAAGACUGGCAAGACGAGAGCGCACGCGCCGCUCAAGAGAAACCCGCUCAAGAACAAGGCGGCUAUGGACAGACUCAACCCGUACGCGAAGGUUGCCGCGGAAAUGCGCCAACGCGCGGAAGCGGAGAGAGCGAAAGCGAAGGCGGGCAAGAAGGCGGGCGCCCGAUCCGCGGUUGGCCAAAAGUUCUACGAAGCCAUGCUCGUCGAAUCCGAAUACCACAAGGGUGGAGACGACGCCGAGUUGUUCGAAAACUACAAGUUCUGGUUAGGCGAAGAACAAGUGGAAGCGAAGCCGGAAUAA
Bathycoccus prasinos is the source of this 1203-nucleotide messenger RNA. RefSeq names its product 60S ribosomal protein L4. Gene Ontology annotation, molecular function: structural constituent of ribosome; RNA binding. The transcript is spliced from 2 exons. Gene Ontology annotation, cellular component: cytosolic large ribosomal subunit; ribosome. Bases 1 to 1203 code for a protein of 400 amino acids. NCBI's taxonomy places the organism in Eukaryota, Viridiplantae, Chlorophyta, Mamiellophyceae, Mamiellales, Bathycoccaceae. Gene Ontology annotation, biological process: translation. The record is from RefSeq and is a predicted model, not a curated record.